AUGCAUUUCCAGCCGAUAGAGAAUUCCUUCGAGGAUGCCUACGUUUCCCACCUUGGCGGAGGGCCUAGAGUGGAACUACACGCAAGCCUUGAUCAGCUCGACGACGUUUUUGGUUCCACGCCAGCUUCACCAGCCGAACCAGAGGCGCAAAGUAGCUCUCAUCCUUCAGACAUACGGCGCCUGGAAACUGAACACACAAAUGCCGGGUAUCGAGAAGGCAUCACCGUAGCCAAGGAGGCGAGCAUCCAGGGUGGAUUCGACGAGGGCUUUAGUCUAGGGGCGACUAUUGGAUUGCGGGCUGGGCAGCUACUCGGCAUGAUUGAAGGCAUUGCUGAUGCGGUCAAGGGCCAACCAGGCGAGACGGCAGAGACGGCAGAAAAGUUGCUAAACGAAGCCAGGGACGAGCUGAGUACAGGCAAAAUUUUCUCGGCAGACUAUUGGGCACCAGAUGGCACCUGGAACUACGACGUGACCGCCAAAGACGGUGACCAGAUUCUAUUCCCUGACGUGGCUGCUGCGCACCCUUUGAUAAAGAAAUGGAGCAGGGUUGUUGACGAACAGACGAACAUGUGGCAUAUUCAAGUGUCGAUUCUCGAUGAUGCCAACGGGCCGCGUCUGGACACAGCUUCGAUUGAGCCACCACUCAACGUAUCUGCUCCCACACGGUCAAAGCAAUCCCUGGAUUGGUGA
Molecule: messenger RNA, 690 nt
Organism: Metarhizium acridum CQMa 102
Lineage: Eukaryota; Fungi; Ascomycota; Sordariomycetes; Hypocreales; Clavicipitaceae
Product: Essential protein Yae1, N terminal
Source: RefSeq, a predicted model, not a curated record